Messenger RNA from Heterobilharzia americana, 1213 nucleotides. The record is from the annotation of a GenBank genome assembly. Lineage: Eukaryota; Metazoa; Platyhelminthes; Trematoda; Strigeidida; Schistosomatidae.
CAUGGAUCUUCACAGGGAUAUUUUAACCAAAGAUGAAACAAGCAAUGUUUUCCAGAUUGAAAAUUGAAAUAGUGUGGGACGUCGAGGUUGCCUCCACAAGAUUAUGUUGGCGCGGCCGGUUAUUUUUCAGUUUUCGUGUAGGUCUGGGCUUCGCAUUGGCAGUUUUCAUACUGGGUUAAAUUUGGUUUCUGAAACACCUGCCACACCAAAGCCUAUUCAACCUACUGUUGAUCGAAUUGUGAAAGUAGAGUCAGUGGCGAAGAAAUAUGAACAAGAUAUCAUUAAUUCCGUUGCAAGGUGGGAUAAGUGUAAUGAAAUCUAUUAUGGAAAGGAACGUGAUAUGAAAAACUUCCCGACUAUCAAGGUGUCUGAAUCUCAUCCAAAAGUUAGAAUGGGUGUUCUUCCUGAAUCUUGGUUUCACCCAUUUUACAGCAAGACUGGAGUCACGGGACCAUAUAUGUUUAUAUUCAGUUCGUUUAUGUUUUUAAUCAACAAGGAAAUAUGGGUGUGUGAUGGACACUUCAUAGAGUUUAUAGCGUUUUGGUUUGUGGCUGUUGCGGUUAUCAAAGUAGUUGGUCCUUUUGCUAGGAAAUAUGUUGAUGAAGUAACAGAGAAAGACAAACAAGUUAUGUAUUAUGGACCAAUUAAUCAAGUGAAGUGUUAUUUAGACGACACAAUCAAAACGUCACAAGCGGAAAUUGACAGGGUAACAGCUGUUGCUGAACAUGUGAAGGCAAAGGAGGAAAACAUAGCCUUGCAACUUGAAGCAGCUUAUCGCGAACGCCUUCACAAUAUACACCGAACAGUUCAUCGUCGCUUGGAUUAUCAUGUGGAACGUGAAAAUACGCGAAAACGUUACAUUCAACAUCAUAUGGUAAAUUGGGUUGUCGAUAAUGUGGUCAAGGGAAUCACUCCUGCUCAAGAAAAGGAAACUCUUACACACUGCAUCAGCGAAUUGAAACGACUAGCUCAAAUUUCUAAGGUUACAGCCACUGCAUAAUCACUUCCUAAACACUAGUGGAUGUCUGUAGGUGGUGAAAUAGCUUAUUUCAAAUCAAUACUUAUGUUAGUGUUUAAAAACGUCCUUCUUUUUUGUCUUUUAUUCCUCUCAUCAAAUUAAAUUGUGAAUUAGAUUUCAUGAUAAUCUGUUGUCUUCAACUGUAGACGAAUGCUAAUAAACGUAUGAAUAAAGUAGAGAAUGAUCUCUUCCGAA